AUGAAUCAGUAUCAAAAUGAAGUAUAUGAAUCGUCAUCUCCUGCACCUUCACUGACAGAUGAUCAAUGCUCUUUAAUUGAUGAAGGUUAUUGGCAUGAUAACGAUUUAAUAUUGGCCGCUGAAUUGGGUAAAGCUCUUCUUGAUAGAAAUCGAAAAUUAGAAUUAGCUUUAGAAAAAUCAAAAAGUAUUGAACAAGAAAAAGAUGCUGAAAUUGAAUUUCUUAUAAAAGAAAUUUCCAAUCUUCGUGAGUUAAGUCAACGUAAAAUGGAAUUUGUUGAUGAAGCUGAUAGAUAUAAUCAAGAAUUGGAUAAUAAUAAUCGUCAAUUGAUGCGUAAAAUUUCUGAAGAUCAACAAAAGAUUCAGCGAUUAUCAAAUACAAUAGCCAUGUUAGAAGAACAAAUUGCUGGAUUAAUGGAACGAUUAAAAAAAUACGAUAAUCAAUCACUGAUGAAAGGAACAGAAAUAAUCCAAUCAAAUUUUUCUUCUUCCACUUCAUCUCCAACUUCUACACCUUUACCAACUUAUCGACGACAUUUAUUACAAAAAAGCUUACCGACGUCUUCACCAUCAACAAUUAUAUCAUCAGCCAAGAAAAUAAAUACAACUCUUAGGCCUAUUAAUACUAAAAAUAAUAAUAAUAAUAACGUUGACGUAUUAUCUUUAAAAAAUCUACAUAGAUCAACCAUUUUAAGUAAAAAUUAUGGCGGAUAUUUUCAAGAGAAAAUGAAAUCGAAACCAAUGUACAAUCAUUAUAAUAACAGAAGUAAAACUAAUCAAUAUAGUAGCAUUUCAUUUCCAGGUUAUCGUGAAAAGGGUGGUUUAUUCUUUAUUGAUGAUGAAUUAUUCGAUCAACCAGAUAUUGGUGUUGCUUCUAGUAAUAAUAAUAAUAAUAAUAACAUUCUUGGUGCUAGUAAUCAACUGAAAUUAUUACGAACAAAUUCUAAAUCCUCAUCCAUUUCACAAUUAACAUUUGAAAAAUCUUCAUAUGCACAAUUAUCAUCAUCUAAUUUAUGUAAUAAAAUGCCUUGGAUGUUGAUGAUCAAUUCGAAGAUGACAAAUGAACAAAAAUGUACACUAUUAACUGAUCAUGAUGAUGAUGAUGAUGAUAAUAAUAAUAUUAAUGAUACAUUGAAUAUAUCUUCAAUGUUACAUCGUACAUUUAGUUGGCCUCAUUUAAAUAAAAUGUUGUUUAAUUGUGAUGAUCAUACUGACUUAUUUUGUAAUUUGGCAAAUUAUGAUCAUUCUUCACAAUAUACAUUAAAUCCUAAUAUGAAUGAUAAUUUAAUAGAUGGGAAAGAUAAUCAUGUUGUUCCAGCAUACAUAAGCAGUGCUUCGACAAUAACCGUUAUCAGGUGUUUCCAAUAUACUCCUAUAUUUGCUAUAUUUUCAAAAGAUAUGUUUCAAAUAGACGAGUACUACAGAGGAAAUAAUUACAUAGUAUACUCGAUUUUGUUAAAACUGACAACUAAUUUACCACAGAUGACUUGUGUUGAUAUAAAUCAGCAUAGUCGAAUAUUUAUCAGCCGCCAUCUCAAAAGGACUAGUGAGGUUUCUGAGGUCACUGGAUUAACUGACACAGUCUCUCUGUAGAAAAACUCAGGAUUAAUGUAGAUUAAUCCAAAACCAAUAUUCUGAAUUUUAGAAAAUCCGAAAUUCUUUUUAAACAUUGUCACACUGUCCGUCAAAAUGAUCAGAAGUCCCAACAUAACCAACUCAUAUGAAUGUUCGUCAUACCUCCCCUCAAUGUAGAACCCUUCAUUAUGGUAGUUGACAUGAUUUAUUGGGGUUCUCAUCACGAACUGAAAUCAGACAAAAUUGCAAGUCACUAUUUAGCCAUACGGAAGAAUGGAUUUUGCGUCAACAUAUAAUACUUGGUUUUUUAAAUCUAUCUGGUUUGUCCACGAAUUAUGGUCUCGCCGAGAUGGGCACAGGUUAGAUAUGGAUAUUACUAUUAUAUAUACCGAUGGUUUUAACUUAUACGUGUUUACCGGCUUGGUAGUUAAUUAGUUUAUUUUUAAUCAAUUAGAAAAAUCCUUUAACACAUGCUGAAUGAAUAUAAUUUUAACUACAAAUUCUUUAUUAACAUAUGACUACCGGCUAGCUUCAGUCAUUCAUCUUACCUGCUAAGACUGACUUCGUACUAUAGUCUUCAACAUCCUAGUGAAACUUAAUCAUCAUUCAUAAGUUUAACCUUAGCAAAAAACAAUCAUAUUUUUAGGGUUGAAUCUGUCAUAGUGUGAAGUCAUUUGACAAUCCUUAUGGAUUCUCUAUUCCUCGACAAAAUAGUUUUUUUUAUAACUGUCGAUUCUAAUUUGCUUUAAUUUUGUAUAACAUUUUUUCCCCUUAAACUAUUUGUUUUCUUAUAUAAAUAAUAUCAGUAGGUAUACAAGCAUAUUUUCUUUACCCCCGUUCAGUUUUAAAAGUACAAUUUAUUGUGUAUAUGUGAUCCUUAUCAUAUAUUACAAUUGUUUUCAUCAGACAUGAAUCGUAAAGAUUGUGUGCAAAACACACAAUUAUAUAUGGAACAAUAGUUUUACAUCGAUUUUUUGUUGCUACUAUUUGUUAUAGUGAACUAAACAAAUUAUCAGUAAUUAGAGGCACGAUUAUUAGACACUAGAAUGUCGUAUGUUUAUAAGUACUUGUGUCAAAGUUUUUUUGAUAACUGGUAUGGCCUUCCAGUGCUUCCAGGUUUUCAAUGGUGGUCUAGCUUCAACUGACUCAUGAUUUCAACCUGUGAAACUGGUAUGUUUCUUUAUAUAAAAUAUUUUCGUUUAAUGUGAAUGCAACUCUUGAUAUUAUGUAUAUAUAUGAGCGCUUUGAUCUACAUUAUUCGACAAUAACGUGGAAGAUGAUUUUUUUUUCAACUAGAAGGUCGUAUGACACGCGCAUUGAUACGAACAUAGAGAUCCAGAUUGUUUUAGGUUGCAUUCAAAAAUCACUUUGUUUUAAAUCCUACCAAUAUGUCAGUACGAAUACAGGACCUAAUUUACCAAUUAUCAUAUAAAACCCCAGUUGUCAUAAUCUUUAUAAUAAGUACUUUUCAGAGAUAACACAACUUUACUUCGUUAUUUGACUGUAAUGAAUAUAAAACCCAGAGUACUGUUGAGAUAUUCACCCCAAACAAUAGGGUUUGCAGGGUUUUGACAAUUCCCCUCAUAAAUUGGUAAUCUAUGAAUAAUACAAAACAUACUGAAUAUCAUUAGGUGUUAGUAUUUAGGUAGCCUUAUGCAGUCACCAUGCGUUCACUAGUGACUAGCUUCGAGAGGAAAUUUCCUGAUUUCUGUUGAGAAGCAGUGACCAAAUGGAGCUAAUCCGUAUCGGGUGUAAGGCAACCCAACGAAAGCAACAGAAGACGGUCGCUCAUUGUCGUGGAUUUAUUGAAUUUAGACAUUGACAUCGUUGGAUACCGUCUGAGUGGUCUGGAGGUGAAGCAUCCGUGCAUGUUACCCAAGUUCCUGUGUCCGAUUCUUGUGUUUGUGGCCGUGGAUGCGGAAACCUGGAGAGUCCCAUUCAUUGCUUGCAGGCUUUCAAUGAUAGUCUAACUUAGAUAAGUUGAUGGUUUCAGUCAGAUCCAGAAAUUUCUAAGAUCGCAUACUAACCUUAUACCAGGACUGGGGGGGUGCUUAACACAACGAUUAAAACCCUAUUCUAGUUACGUACGUUGAUCGAAUGUUAUAUGAAGAGUAUAGUCACUUUCUAGGUUUCCAAUGCCAAUAAGAUUACCAAACUAAGUACACUACAUUAAAAUUACUUUCGAACGCAAUAAGUACUGCUUACAUAACAAUAUACAAUACAUUAAUAUUGCUUUCAUGAAUAAUUUAGUUCAAACUAUUCUAUACCAGCUGAUUUUUGAAAAUAAGUGUUGUGUAAUAUUUUGUUUUAUUUUACAUUACAGAUACAUCAAUUUCUUCAAUUAGU
Molecule: messenger RNA, 3918 nt
Organism: Schistosoma bovis
Lineage: Eukaryota; Metazoa; Platyhelminthes; Trematoda; Strigeidida; Schistosomatidae
Source: the annotation of a GenBank genome assembly